CGCGUGACGCAGCAUCUGAAGCAGGCGUGUGCACCCCUUUUACGAACACCAUGGUGACAAUAUGGCUUACCAUCAGCUCGACUCGCUGAUAGGCGCCAGCGAUCGAUCGCAUCACUGAGGAGAAAAGUGAAAGGUUUGGUUCCCUGGAACGCACGUGCGUUGGGAUUACGUGGAGUAGUGCAACUUUCAACUCAUACUUUCAUAUCCCUGUCAAGUGUUCCGCAAUUUUCUUAGAAAUGGAAUUACCAUCGUUGAUCAAUUGAUUGCUGUUUCAGCUGACUGGAAGUAUGUGGUGCUUGGGUUGGCUCGAUAGGCUAGCAUUCGUGUGUUCGUAUCAAUGUCUGAAGAUCGCGUUAUCGUAGAAAGAGGCAACACAUAAUGGACAGAGAUUUAUUCUGAUGUGUGCUGUUGUGUCUGUGAUUUACGUACGACGACAGCUAUGAUGGCGUCUAGAUUGUCAACUGGCAUUCUGUCGUCUGCUCAUUUGGUGCCAAAUGUACUGGAUUAUCAGGCAUGACGGCGGAGAUCCAGCAGUGGCGGGAAGGUUCCCGUGCCCCACCUCCUCCCUACUUAGAGGCGCUGGCGUAUCCUCUGACGUCACUUACUGAACCCGAAAACGAAAACGAAGAUACCACGGCAGAAAACAUCGAACUCAACAAGUGUCCGGAAGUUCAAGAUGGCGGAACUUCCUUAUAUCCAACCGCCCUGUUGUCAAAAACGUCACGAUCCAACAGUGUUUGUUCUGGAUGUAGUGUGUUGCGGUCAAACUCCCCAAUUACAUGUCAGGUUAAUACUGACCAUCCGCUCUCGUGCAGAGGCUCGUGCGAAUCUUGCGUGCAAGAGAGUUCGGAUGAAGUGACGUCAUUCAUGUCGAAAAAACAGUGUCUUAGUCACAAUUCCAUAGCGUCAAAUAAACUGACCGGAUCUCCAGGUUCCUUAAAGACUUGUCGGUCCUACUCCCCGCAGCCCGGCCCCAGCGGCUACAAUGGGAGUAAAGGCAAGGGGCGGGCCAGCUCCACCGUCAAGUUCAUCAAUGGGGCUGGGAACUACAAAACGGGUGCUACCAGUGACAGCUCGGACAAUAUAUACUCAACCAACUGUACAACGUCACUGAACGAGACGGAAGAGGAGCCAAACAACAGUGCAGCCGACCGUGGAACUCUCUAUUGCGCAUGCGGGAUACUUAUUUCCAUAAUUACACUCGUCCUACUGCUUGUUAACUUUGCAUAAUCCAUGACAUCAUACUCACGUGACUUUAAAGCUUCAAUCAAAACAUAGCCAACUUAAGGAUCCUUCAGCCGGAAGUUCACUUUUUUAUUUUUGUACAGAAUAUAAAGUUGUAAUACCGUUGAACUUUACGACCUCUUAAAUAUUUUUCUAGCAUAAUUCUUCGUUUCUUUUUUGGUGUUUUUAUGUGGUCAUAUUAUUCAUGAAGCUUCACAACCUAGUACAAUGGUAUCCAUCAACCCGAUAAAGUCCCGGAUGUAUGUCGGAUAUAUAGCAAUACCCUCUCUGAUGUGGUUUAAUCUAUUGGAUUUUUGAAAGAAUUCAAUAUUUCAUGUUCAUCGUUUACAUGAACAGUGUUCUUUUUUUAAUUUAAUUGUCUCUAAGGAGACAAUGCCAGAAUAAUAACAGAACUUGCAGAAAUAUUUAAACCAAAAUAUAUGAUAACACCGAGAAGAGGAGAAAACAAGAUAAAUGUGCUGUACAGCGAUAGUGAGUGGCUUUGGUGUUAAAAGGACGUGUCUGAUUUGUGAUGAUGAUGUCACCCCGAUAAGUGAUUAUGACGUCACCAAGUAUGAUUACGUCAUCCAGAACGAUGACGUCACCAUGUGAUGACGAAAUAUUCCUUGUUGUUUUGGCCUGUUAUCAUUCCACUGUGAUAUAGAUUACCGACAGACGGUCAAACAAAUGUCUAAGAAAAAUCAAAAUAAUUUCCUGAUCUUUUAUCCAUAUGUGAUUUAAAUGUCUUAAUAGUAUUGCACGUUAUACAUUUGUAUUGUUUAUAAAUGUCAAUAUUGUCUGCACUGUC
Molecule: messenger RNA, 2032 nt
Organism: Pecten maximus
Lineage: Eukaryota; Metazoa; Mollusca; Bivalvia; Pectinida; Pectinidae
Exons: 3
Coding region: 514-1230 (238 amino acids)
Source: RefSeq, a predicted model, not a curated record